AUGGCAGACGACGUGUUGGACUGGCUUAAGGACCAUAUCUAUGUUCCUAUCAUCGUUGGUAUUGUUGUUGUUGUGCUGAUCGUUGUACUCAUCUGGUGCCUUUGUAAGAGAUGUGGGUCAAGAUAUGACUACAGUGUAUUACGCAGUGAUAUGGAACUGCCACAAAAAAUGGAUCUGGAAAGACGAGAGCAGCAAAACAGUCUUCGAGACGAAGCUUGGAUGAACUGCAGUUUCUACAUGAGAUCACACCCCCAGUAUGACAGAGUUCAGCAGUUAGAGGAUAUGGGCUCUAGAUCUGACAAAUUUUGGUUCAGAGUACUUGACAAGAGAUCAAAGUCGGAGAAAAUUCUGGCAAUAUCACAAUUAAGUCCAAACAUGAUUCCUUCGUUUAACUUAACAACUAGCAAAAUACUGAAAGACCUACUAACUCUCAUCAAGCAUCCAUAUGUGUUUCCACUAUCAGAUGUAGACUUUGUGGUAGAUCAGCGUCUUGUUGUCACUGUCCAGCCUGUGUCUAAUCGGGGAUCACUGAAGGACUAUAUCUAUCAGUGUAGAUUCAAUGAGCAGUAUUCUGUAAAAUACAAAAAUCGGAGCCGAGGCCUUAGUGAGAGUCAAGUCCAGCUGUAUGGUCGACAGGUGCUGGAGGCCCUGAUCUUAUUGGAGGACAAAGGAUUCCCACCGCAUGGCAAUGUACAUUCUGGUAAUAUCAUGUUCACCAAAGAUUGCUGCAGACUUGGAAGUUGUGAAAACAUGUUUCUAGGAUUUUCUUCACGUCUCUACCCAGUUAUCAAGAAAAAAAUUAAGGAAGAAAAAGAUGUAGAUGUUAUUAGUUUUGGCCAUUUAUUAUAUGAGAUGUGUACUGGCGGUGAGUUGCCCACAGCCCACCCCAAACCAAACGAUCUGGAUAGAUGUACUAAUGAACAAGUUGAGAUGCUGAAUUAUAUAUUUAGAAAUGAUUCUGGAAAAUAUCCCAGUCUACAAGAUAUAUGUCAUCAGUCCUUUUUCCAAGUACACCUCCCAGAGUUGGAUAUAUAUAACCCAGCUCCUAUUAGUUUGUCAUCUCAAAUGAAGUCAUUACUGAAGGCAGUACGUAAAGGCAAGAUCCCCACUAAGAAAUCCAAAAGGAAACCUUCUGUGACAGCAGAGAAGAGAACUUCUACACCUUCUGACAACAGUACAACUCCCUCAUCUGGAGUACCACCCCCACCCCCACCCCCACCCCCACCCUCAGGGGUACCCCCACCUCCUCCUCCUCCCCCUCCUGCUGGUCCCCCUGUCCCUGGGCCUCCUCCACCUCCACCCCCACCAAGCUCCUCUGCCCCACCUCCAUCAUCAUCAGGGAGGACAGCUUUGCUCGGUGCCAUCAGACAAGGAACAAAGCUAAAGAAAACAGUGACUGUUGACAAAAGUGCCCCCAGGUUAUGA
Messenger RNA from Ylistrum balloti, 1425 nucleotides. Its product is annotated as slowpoke-binding protein-like. The transcript has 14 exons. Gene Ontology annotation, molecular function: ATP binding; protein kinase activity; actin binding. The record is from RefSeq and is a predicted model, not a curated record. Bases 1 to 1425 code for a protein of 474 amino acids. Gene Ontology annotation, biological process: protein phosphorylation. NCBI's taxonomy places the organism in Eukaryota, Metazoa, Mollusca, Bivalvia, Pectinida, Pectinidae.